GUUUGCAUUGCCACAUGACACGUCUUUCGACGAUAACCUCCUCUUGGCCGCCGAUUGUGUCGAGGUCAGGCAUACCGCUGUCUCUAUUCGCCGGGGAUGGGUUGUUGGAAUGGGGGCUCUAUUUCAAUAACCUCGGCGAGUGGAGAGACACUGUCCGGGAGGGGCACCUUUCCGUCUGUCUGUUUGCGGAUGGGGAAGCCGCCGAGUCCAUGGAGAGGGGGGCGGCUGUGAUGUACGUCUAAGCCCGAAGAAGGAGCUCACACCGCGAUUUUCGUUUUUUGCUUGGCACUCCGGUCUUCUUAACAUGGAUCCCGAGAAAACGUUGACGUUCUGUCUAGGCAUCAAGUCUGAUGAGCUGACGAUGACCCUGAAAUACUUGGUUGGUCCCACUGAGGCUUCCACGGUGGCUCUUAUCCAGAAGGACUUGGACCAGCCCACGGUUGACAAGGUGGAGAAACCAAAUGAGGAUUUUGUUAGUCAGCCUGUAGCCAGCCACAAGUACUGUCCUGGUAUAAACAGCAAUCCAGGUUACAUCUGUGAGACAGGACAUUGCUGUGGCGAGACGGGGUGCUGUACCUACUAUUACGAACUCUGGUGGUUCUGGCUGCUGUGGACAGUGUUGAUCCUCUUCAGCUGUUUCUGUGCUUACCGCCAUCGCCGUGCCAAGCUGAGGCUCCAACAACAACAGAGACAGAGGGAAAUCAAUCUUAUUGCCUAUAACAGAGCCUGCAACUACCCACCCUCUAUGCUGGAUCUAAGUUUUCUGGCCACCUUCAAGUUACCCUCUUACGAUGAGGUCGCAGCGCAGCCCAGUACACCUCCUCCACCAUACAGCUCAGUUUUUGCCCUGCAGGGAGAUGCCAUGCUUGGGCAGAGUUCAUCCUACCCCCACCACCACCUCCACAGUCACCCUUGCCCCCCUUACCUGGGCCCGGGGCCCAGCGGCUUCACCUCAUCCCAGAGCUCCGACAACUACACUAGCUGCUCCUGCGAGUCCUGCUCUCUCACCUCACCCUGCAGCACCUCUUUCUCAGUCCAGGUGACAGAUGAGACAUACGACAGCAGCCCCAUGUCUACGCCCAGUGACAAUGGCGGUGAUGGGGCCCUUUUGCCCAGGGUGGGGGGCACCCACUUGUCAAACCCCUCGUCCUCACCACCUACGUCGCAGGUUCCACCGGAUGUUAUACCAACUCUAGCUCCAGAUAUAAUUCCAAGUCAUUCCUACAACCGCAUUGAAGGGAUUUCAUGCUCGACUGCAACGCUGUCACUCCCUCUGCGACCCUUUAAUAGCUGUCAUCCCUCACAUCACCCUCGCCUCCCGCUUUCACCCCUCAUUCUACUUCCUUCCCUUUCCCCUAGUCAAGUUCAGAAUCUUGUUUACUCGGAUCCACGGUGUGUCACGCUUAAAGAAAGCGAGUCAGAGGGCCUGCCUCUCUCCACCCGGUCUUCUCAUCAACAGGCUCCUCUUGCUACAAAUACGUCUGCCCUGAUGCGUCCCGAAGAUGAGGAGGAGGAUGAUGAUGAUGAUGAAGAGGAUCACUUCCGUCAUCGACGUUUGACGGGAGAUUCCGGCAUAGAAGUGUGUCGUUGCAAAGUGAAGCGAGGAGACCGAGAGGAGGAUGGGGGCCUAAAGGAGAGAGAACGGCGCAACAGUGUGGACAGCUCCCUCCAAGCUAAAGAGGCGGUCCUUUCUCCCCUGCUGGACGACUGUCUUCUACCGCACGGCGACACUGUUAUCGUCGUGGAAUCCUCGGUAGUCUGACAAGCGGAAGAAGAUACAAGUGUGAGGCUCGUGGUUAUCGUCAUUUUCUUGGAGCAAGACUUGUAGGUGAAAAGUUCAAGUGUCACUGAAAUUAAAGUCUUGGAGACGAACUGGAGGACAGGAUGAGUCUUGUUUUCACCUCAGAUAGAAGGUGUCAUUGAGCCUCGAUGACUGUUUCUUUCCCAAGUGAAAAAGGUGAGAGGUAUGAUUUUAAUUGACGUUGAUUGUUUUGUCGGUUUAACACCAGGACUCUACAUAAACACAAAACCAAUUCCCACAAAAUGUUGCCAUGGCACACCUACAAAUGAAAAGCCAGUUACAUUCUGCUAGGAUUCUUGAAAGAAGCAUUUAAAUUAAUUUAUUUUUCCUUAUUGCUGUUUAGAGUCAAUCACGCUCCACAGUGUAAGUGGCAAAGCUAUUUCACGCAAUUCACUUUACUUUUUUAUUGAAUAGUGAACCGUUUACACUUUAGCACCAAUCAAGUGGUGUCACAGAGGUGUGAGGUUUUAAUUUAGUUUAGUUCAGAUAGAACCAGUUUGAACAAAAUCCAAAUUAAACAUUCCAGUAAUGCACCAACCUAUAAAUUACGCAUUACAUUUUGCUGUGGCUCUGAAAAAGUACAUGUACAAAUGAUUUAAAAAACAUUUUUUUUACUUAAUUGCCUUUUUGAGUCACAUUUGUAAUUUGAGCCUCUAAUUUGACAUUGGAGCUAGUAGUAACAAAAAUAACUAUCUUACACAUUAGUAGGUUAUUAUUUUAUUCUCCAGUAGUUAGGCUGCUAACUAACAAAGUUAGAUAAACAAUGGAGGUCUCUGCUUAGAGGCCUACCAUUCUAGCUCAUGUUACCUCUUUAGGGUCUUGUCAGUUUUACACACCACCUUCUCAUUUGUGCAUUAGUCUAUUUGUAUCACCUCACAUUCUAUACCAUUUAAUGCAAAGUUAUUCUCGGCAGUUUGGUGGACGCAACAUACUGACUUUUGUAAUGUAUUCAUGCCUCCACUCUUGCCAUAUUUACCAGUCUGAUGAACACAGCAUAAUGAAUCAUUAUAAAGGGCAUAGAAAAGAGGUGCAUAUAGAAGGAAUGGGUAUUUUUUCAGCAUUUCCGAACUGCACACGGGUCAGAAACCCUGAUAUCAUGCUUGUGAUAUGGACAUAACAUGGAUGUAGCUCAACGUCAUACACUUGAUGCCAUGUUCUUUUAGAAAAGUAGGAAAUAGUGAAUCAAAACAUAGUCGUCUGGUAGUGUACUCAACUCUAUUGCUUUAAGUUGCAAUUGACCAAUCCUACAAAAACUUCAUUAGCACCUAACCAAUCACAGUUUUUAGAGGGUGCUAAAAUUGAUAAUUGGCAUUGCCAUCCUUUUCAAUGGGGAAACAUGAUUCCAGAUAUGAAUGAUCUUAAUUACAAAUUAAAAAACGUGUAUUUUUGAUAACACUUAAUCAUGCUCAUUUCCAAUGUAAGGUGAACUAACUGAGUCUAGUUACAUGUGACUCACACAAUAAGGUGCCUGCAUAAUGUUAUCUCUGAUGUGUGCACAGCUUUAUGUGGACUGUAAGGUGUGACACUGUUAAUAUACAGCAAAUAUGACUGUUACAAUACAUAAAUCAUGAAUACCAUAGCAUAUUGUUAAAUACAAUGGCUUUUGUGUGUUUUAAGGCUGUUACUGUUCAAAUGAAAUGUGCUAACCUGACUCCCUCACACUGAUAAUGAAUGUAAAAAGCAUUGCAGAGAGUUGGAGUGCUUUUGGAUAUUUUAAAUCCAGAAGGAAAACCACAGCGAAAUGUAUGCAGUAAGGCAAUAGAAGCUCUGAUGAGAUGUAUUUUUUAAGUCUUCAGAAAUGUUUAUAAUCACUCUAAAUGUAUGGUUUAAUCAGACUGAGUUGAACAAGAUCCAGGGGUGUCAAACAUACCGCCCGCCGGCCCGAUGCCUAUCAGGCACAUUUUUAGUUGAUUCAUCCAAUCACAUAUUUGAAUAUUUAGGUGAAUAUUGUCAUUAUUUGCAUCUCCAACAAAUGGGGAAAAAAGACUUGUCCUGCAAACCAAAAUGAGUUUGACACCCCUGAGCUUGCAUUUUUUUAAAACAUUUUUUUCUUCUUAAAAGUCAAUAGUCGUUCAGUUCAGUCACCAUGUAAAGUACCCACAUCUGUGGGUGGGUGACUAAGUAGCCCUUGAUUGAAGUACCGACCGCUAUUGAAGGAGGUUACUCUGUUCCAUUGUAAUGGAAAAUAGCACACGCACACUAAUUAUAUUUGAGCAUAUAACUAAUGUGUAUUCUUGUGCCACUGCAGUUCUUAUGGUGGAUAUGGUUGAUUGACAAGAGACUACGUAUGACUAAAUUUAGGCAGAUUUGAUCCGUUUAUGCCUGAAAGGGAUGCUUUCAACUUUUGAGCAUAUGUUUAUACUUAAAACAUUCAAAUGUGACUCUAAAGUUUGUGAUUGAUUACUUUAUUUAUGACACCCUGCGUCUCAGCGUGUCAGAAUGAACGUGUGUUUUGUGAUACACUUAGGUCAGACAUGUCCAAAGUCCGGCCCGGGGGCCAAAUGCAGCCCGUGGUCAAAUUUUAUCUGGCCCCCAGCCUCUGUCAUAAAAUCAAUAACGUGUGGCCCGCACACAGACUUAAUAAAUUGGUCAUCAGUAAUGCUACCAGCAUAUGAAGUAGCUUACACACUAAAUGCUGCUCCUCAUUUACCCACUAAAAGGCAGCAGCACUCUAAGCAACAUUACCCCGUGUGACCCUUUACUCUCAAUUUUCUAAAAUGGCGACAAUCAAUAAAAAAAAAAAAGUUGACCGCGACGGCCAACUCUUCAAGAAUAGGUGGAAAUUGGACUAUUUCUUCACUAAAUACGCAACACCUGUGUUUGCCUCAUUUGCAAAGAGACAGUAGCUAUUUUAGUUCAAUGUGAGGCAAUAUUACCAAACAAGACCUGCUGACAUGUACGACAAGAUUACAGGGAAGAUACUUAGCGAGAAAUUAAAGCAACUUGAAACUAGUUUAAUUUUACAGCAGCAGUAUUUCGCAAGAGCCCAAGAGUCGAAAGAGAACGCCUCAAAGAUUUGUUGCGAGAUUGUUGAAAUUAUUAAUUUAAAAAAAUAAUGAAGCAAAUGUGACACAGAGAAUAGCUUGCUAAAAUUUGCUUAAAUAUAUUGUUCUACGUAAAGGACGUCAGCCAAGGUCGGCCCCCCACAUUUUUACCACACCAAAUCUUGCCCCUUUUGCAAAAAGUUUGGACACCCCUGACUUAGGGCAUUUAAUCACUUCACAUCAUUUUUACUUCAUACACCACCACAAUGAACUGUUUUUAAAUAGAUUUUUAACAUGAUUAAAGAUCUGAUUAAAGUUUAUAGCUUCUGUUAAUUACGAUAACAUUUUAUUUCUGGAAAUGUCUAACAACGUUUAAAUGACUAACUGUUCACGUCCUUUUCCAAAUCUCCAUCAUUGUGAUUUGCAUUAGUCUUGGUUUCUCCUCUCCAAGAAAAUUCUUAUUGUUCUUGUUGGCAUUACAAGAAUAAAAAUUUUUUUGUUUGUUUUCCUGUUGGGAGUUUGCAUGAUCUCUGGGUUGUUCAGCUUUCUUAUCCAAAGACAUGCACGUUCAUUGAAGAGUCUAAAUUGUCCAUUAGUGUGAUUGUUUAUCGAUAGACUUGGCACAGAAAGGUAGGAUUUUUUUUAAUGCACUUCCAAUCUACUAUAAACUUUACAAGCAAACUUGAUUAGACCUUCUUUAAACUUUUGAAUGCACAUGUCCAAUAGUUCAAUAUAUCAGUUGUUUUUGAACAACUUGAACUGUUCCAUAACAAGGACCUGAACAGCAAAAUUCACAGCAGGUGUAUGAUCCGUUAACAUUUCCAAAGAUGCCCACCUGUUCUUCUGCGACUUGUCCAGUCGUUUUUUUAAAAUGAUAAUAUGAAUGAUUAUAUAAAUAUA
This is a messenger RNA of Corythoichthys intestinalis (scribbled pipefish), 5685 nucleotides long. Its product is annotated as WW domain-binding protein 1-like. The coding region runs from base 305 to 1762 and encodes 485 amino acids. The transcript is spliced from 6 exons. The record is from RefSeq and is a predicted model, not a curated record. Lineage: Eukaryota; Metazoa; Chordata; Actinopteri; Syngnathiformes; Syngnathidae.